AUGUCUGUUUCCAUACAGGAGUUGGACAACACUGUCCAGGCCUUUUAUGAGGGCAAAGGGGAUUUGCAAAAGCAAGCCCAACAGACUUUGACGGAAUUCAAGCAAAACCCCGAUGCUUGGUUGAUCGUUGGGAAUAUCCUUCAAGAAUCAUCUUACCCGCAGACCAAAUAUCUUGCUCUGCAGGUUUUGGACGAUGUGAUAAUGACCCGGUGGAAAGUUCUACCUAGAGAACAAUGCCUAGGCAUUCGGAACUUCAUUGUCAAUUUCAUCAUUGAGAGCUCUAAGACGGAAGAAAGUCUCAGAACUGAACGCGCGCUCUUGAACAAACUCAACCUCGUUCUUGUUUCCAUUUUGAAACAAGAAUGGCCGCGCAACUGGCCGACCUUCAUCAACGAGAUCAUUGCAUCUUGUCACACCAGUCUCUCCAUCUGUGAAAAUAACAUGGCCAUCCUUCGACUUCUGUCUGAGGAAGUAUUCGACUUCUCGCAGGAUCAAAUGACAUCCGUCAAGGCUAGGGACCUGAAAACUUCGAUGACACAGGAAUUCUCAUCUAUUUUCCAACUAUGCUCUGAAGUUCUGGGUACUGCAAACCAAGCUAGCCUGGUCAAAGCUACGCUUGAAACGCUUUUGCGUUUUCUUAACUGGAUCCCGCUAGGAUACAUCUUUGAGACACCCAUUAUUAACACGCUUUUAACGAGGUUCCUUGAAGUCCCGGAAUUUCGCAAUGUAACUCUCAAAUGUCUCACAGAAAUUGGGGGCUUGCAAAUUGGAAGUCCAUACAACUACGAUGAGAGACUGGUGCAUAUGUUUACGGAAACACUUACUAUAGUCUCCAAGACUAUUCCGCUGUCAAUGGAUCUGAAGCAGGUGUUUUCAAAAAGCAACUCAAGGGACCAGGAAUUUGUGCUUAAUCUGGCCCUCUUCCUCUGCAGCUUCUUCAGCGCCCAUCUCGAUCUUAUCGAGAAAUUACCGAACCGCGAUUAUCUUACCCACGCGCAUUUCUAUCUUAUCCGUAUCAGCCAGAUUGACGAUAGGGAGGUUUUCAAAAUUUGUCUAGAAUAUUGGACAAGGCUGGUCCAGGAACUCUACGAAGAGAUGCAGCAACUACCGAUAACAGAUAUCAACCCCCUGGUGAGCAUGGGCGUGAGCGGUCUUUCGAAUGGGGGUGCACCGCAUCCCAGCACUUUGGCCAAUUACCCUCUUCGUAAGCACAAAUAUGAAGAGGUACUGUCAAGUUUACGUACAGUCAUGAUUGAGAAGAUGGUGCGGCCGGAGGAAGUUUUGAUUGUUGAGAACGAUGAAGGGGAGAUUGUCCGCGAAUUCGUCAAGGAAAGCGAUACAAUUCAGCUUUACAAGACCAUUAGGGAGUGCUUGGUUUAUCUUACCCAUCUCGAUGUCGUCGAUACAGAGAAUAUCAUGAUCGACAAGCUUGCCAAACAAGUUGACGGAUCGGAAUGGUCGUGGGCGAACUGCAAUACUCUUUGCUGGGCAAUUGGAUCGAUCUCUGGCGCGAUGAACGAGGAAACUGAGAAGCGCUUCCUAGUCACUGUCAUCAAGGAUCUCCUCGGUCUCACGGAGAUGAAGCGUGGGAAAGACAACAAAGCCGUUGUGGCGAGUAAUAUCAUGUAUAUCGUGGGACAGUAUCCUCGUUUCUUGAAGGCGCACUGGAAGUUUCUGAAGACAGUCGUGAACAAGCUAUUCGAGUUCAUGCAUGAAACGCACGAAGGUGUUCAGGACAUGGCCUGUGAUACAUUCAUAAAGAUUGCAAACAAAUGCAGGCGACACUUUGUGGCGCUCCAACCUGGGGAGAAUGAACCUUUCAUCGAGGAAAUUGUUCGCAACAUGAGGAAGAUUACUUGUGAUCUUUCACCGCAACAAGUCCAUACGUUCUAUGAAGCAUGCGGUUAUAUGAUUUCAGCCCAGGGCCAAAAGGGUCUACAAGAUCGGUUGACCGAGAAUUUGAUGGCGCUUCCUAAUUCUGCUUGGGAUGCCAUUAUAGCUCAAGCGAACCAAGACCCUUCAAUCCUCCAAGACGGAGAAACAAUCAAAAUCAUCGGGAACAUCAUGAAAACAAAUGUCGCCGCAUGCUCCUCAAUUGGUACUUACUUCUAUUCUCAGAUAGGCCGUAUCUACCAUGACAUGUUGAAUAUGUUUCGAGCUUCUAGUCAACUCAUCAGCGACGCUGUCGCCAGUGACGGCAACAUUGCGACCAAAACGCCUAAAGUCAGAGGGCUCAGGACGAUAAAGAAGGAAAUACUCAAGCUCAUUGACACUUAUGUGCAAAAGACGGACGAUUUGGAGAUGGUCAGUGUGAACAUGGUACCACCACUUCUCGAAGCAGUCCUGGUGGAUUAUAAUCGAAAUGUUCUCGAUGCACGCGAGGCGGAGGUCUUGAACGUUAUGACAACGAUCAUUCAUAAACUACACAAUUUGAUGGAAGACAAGAUACCGUUGAUCAUGGAAAGCGUUUUUGAAUCCACGUUGGAAAUGAUCAAUAAAGAUUUCCACGAAUAUCCAGAGCACCGUGUCCAGUUUUUCAAACUGCUACAGGCCAUCAACUUGUAUUGUUUCCCAGCCUUGCUCAAACUUGAUGCAACACAAUUCAAGUUUGUGAUUGAUUCUUGCAUGUGGGCCAGCAAACAUGACAAUCGCGAAGUGGAAAACACUGGCCUCGCGAUGUGCCUUGAACUGAUGAAUAACAUGGCCGAGACUGAUGCUCAGACAUCGAGUAUCUUCUUCCGUCAGUUUUUCAUCCCAAUUUUGCAGGACGUGUUUUUCGUUCUCACCGACAGCGAUCACAAGGCGGGGUUCAAAUCUCAAGCAAUGCUUUUAUCACGCAUGUUCUACUUCAUUGAAUCUGGCAAGGUGCAGGAUCCUAUUUACCCGCCUGAUCAAGUCCCCCCGGGAACAUCAAAUAAAGAAUUUUUGCAAGAAUAUGUUGCGAACUUAUUGCAGACUGCCUUCAAAAACCUACAGGAAAUACAAAUCAAGCAGUUCGUCAUCGGCCUAUUUACUUUCAAUGAUGACUUCAAUAAAUUCAAAACCCACCUGCGAGAUUUCCUGAUCUCAUUGAAGGAGUUUGCAGGCGAUAAUGCAGAGCUCUACGCAGAGGAACGGGAGCAGGCUUUGCGUGAUGCGAAGGCCGCGGAGAGAGACCGUGCGAUGAAAGUCGGGGGCUUGUUGAAGCCAUCGGAAAUGGACCAAGAAGAUGAGCUAUGA
Molecule: messenger RNA, 3219 nt
Organism: Aspergillus ruber CBS 135680
Lineage: Eukaryota; Fungi; Ascomycota; Eurotiomycetes; Eurotiales; Aspergillaceae
Product: exportin CRM1
Exons: 11
Coding region: 1-3219 (1072 amino acids)
Biological process (GO): ribosomal small subunit export from nucleus; protein export from nucleus; ribosomal large subunit export from nucleus
Cellular component (GO): cytoplasm; nucleus
Molecular function (GO): small GTPase binding; nuclear export signal receptor activity
Source: RefSeq, a predicted model, not a curated record